Fusarium poae is the source of this 687-nucleotide messenger RNA. RefSeq lists its product as uncharacterized. The transcript is spliced from 2 exons. The record is from RefSeq and is a predicted model, not a curated record. The coding region runs from base 1 to 687 and encodes 228 amino acids. Lineage: Eukaryota; Fungi; Ascomycota; Sordariomycetes; Hypocreales; Nectriaceae.
AUGAUCGAUACACGCGAGUUUCCGAAACGAACAUUUCUUCGGGAUCUUGAUGCCAUACGACACUACUAUCGAUCGGAUUCCGACAUGGCUGAAAUGAAAGACCUGAAAAUGCUGAAAGAAUGGCGCGAACAAGACUACUACAUGGGGGAGUAUCUCACUCAGGGCUUACUCAAUAUUGAAGACAAAUGCUGCCAAGUGUCAAUGCAACAACUUAUCAACACCGGUCUAUUCUACCUGUGUCCCCCACUGAAAUCAUCGGAAUGGAAUGAUUGGGCCCGUUGGGGAAAAACUGUGUUUCGUAUUCGCACUUCUUUCUAUGAACCACGUCCAUUAGAGGAAACACAGGUUGAAAAGGCCGUAUCGAUCGCUCAGCAUUGCAAGAGGGAAACUUUCAUUUUCCCAUUUGCUGUUAUGCUAUUGGCAUUACAAAAUCGAGACGCAGGUGACGAGCUCCUUUAUAGAGAAUUCCGCCGUAAAUUUACGGAUGAAGAGAUGAACAUCGGCGACAUUACCUAUGAUCUUGAGAGUCAUCGCAUGAAAGAGCUCGCGCAGUUCGAGAGGCUUAUGGAAUAUAUCAUGGCGAAAAGGGCGAUGCUUUUAGGCACGAGUGAUCCGAUUAACCACAUCACAGACGGCAUCCAAAGCUUGUCGUUAAACCUAGGAAAUCCGGACACUCGCCAUUCGUAA